AUGGCCAUUCCAGUCUCCCUUGCCAUUGUCAGUAACGCCAUUCUGUCCAUAGACUUUGAUGCUAUCUCGCUGUGUUACGUAACUAAUUCCUCUGCCACAUCCGAACUAAUCUUCGAUCGCCAUUAUCAGCAUGACAGAGAUAAGCCUGCCUAUCUUGCCUGCUUUCACUCGUUAGUCGAAAAUGGUCCGUAGGAGUAACACCUGGGUACAAGGCAUUGUAGGCCAAAGAUGACAGCUGAGAAACUUGUAUUUGUAUUGAGCACGGUCGCGAUCAUGUCCGACCUAGUCGGCCUCGACGAUGUUACGGCCUGCAUAUCUCCACGCGUGAGAAUCUGCAGCAGCAGCAGCAGCAGCAGCAGCAGCAGCAGCAGCAGCAGCAGCAGCAGCAGCAGCAGCAGCAGCAGCAGCAGCAGCAGCAGCAGCAGCAGCAGCAGCAGCAGCAGCAGCAGCAGCAGCAGCAGCAGCAGCAGCAGCAGCAGCUCCAACCAUUCUCUUCACUAAAGACGGAAACCAAAUACCGAGGUUCCGAGGACCAGUUCCAUGUUAUGACGGUAUGUGUCGAGCCAUUUUUUGAUUGCCCCCCCCCCUCUUCGACGCCUCUAAGUGGGUAAGGGCUCCGGGUCGAGGGCAGUAACACUGAACUCCUGAAGUGGACCACUAAGAACCUACCCAAACCACUGUUGUCGUCUUUACUGGAUGGCCGUGGUCAUCCUUGCGAUGUUGCCGCAGCGAGUGGCAACUGUCUCAUUUGAGACGCAGCCGGUGUACUUCACUCGAAGGAUCCUCCCCGAUUAGUGAUGGUCAAAUACCUUCAGUUUUUGCUCGUCCUCCACAGGCACAGUCCAACAUUCAUAACCACAGAGACAAACAGACCGGACGGAUGCACGGUACACAAAAAAUUUCAUGGCAGUGGAGACGUCGCGUAGGGCCAAUAGGCACUUUCAAAUGUUUUAUAAAACCUGGCGGGCAGCAUCGAUUCGGGAGACCAUAUCGUUCUUAGUCUGUCUAUUCGGAAGCAGCCUCGCCCCGAGGUAUUUUAAACCGUCAACAUCUUCAAGUAGACAACCAUUUAUCUCGAGAGGUGCUUUCUCUGGGUCAGGGAAACAGCUCGAGGACACUUUGAUCUUCCCAGCGUUUAUACGUAAAUCGAUGGAUUUAGGGACCUCAUUCACUCGUGACACCACAGACUGUAGAUCGCCAAAGCUUGCAGCUAGUACAGUCAAAUCAACAGCGUAGUCGAAAUCAGUCAACCGGCAGCCAGGCGCAAACUCAACACUGUCAACUUCGCGUAGGAUUUUUCGAGAAUCCAAUCAGUGGCGUAGCUGAGCAGAAUGGGCGACAGGAUACAACCUUGCCGAAGGCUAGACCGAAUAUUGAACGGCUUGGAGAGACUGCUAUGGACUAGAACCUGCGCGGUGAUUGAGCGGCAGUAAGCCUAGAUCAUGGCGAUGAUUUUGACCGGCACAUCAUCUAGUCCCAUUAUUCGUCCCAGGGACGCACGAUGAAAGGAACCGAACGCAGUCAGCAAAGAAGACGGCCGUCUGCUGUUGGCAGCUAUGGCGGAAUCCGAGAAUACAUCUUAGUGUAAAUAUCUGGUCGGCAAACCCACGCCCAGUUGAGAAUCCGGCCUGGUUGGACCUAGUCCUAAAAUCAAGUACGGCCUGAGAUCGUCUGAGAAGAACAACAGCGAAGUCCACGACAGUGACGUGGAUGAGGCUUGUGCCGCGGCAAUUCCCGCAUCCUGAAGACAGGCACAAGGAUGCCCAAACUCCAGUCACCAGGAUCGACCUCGUCUUUCCACACUUGUUCAGUCAACUCAUGGAACCAGGGCGCCAGAAUGUCAGCACAUGACUUUUCGAUCUCAGCGGAAAUACCGCCCUCUAUGGACAGCCUCUGCACUGCAUAAGCGAAUUCUUCAGGUCGCAUGACAUUGCAUAGGCUGGAGAGGGAUAGAGCUCCGCUGCAGUGGAAAGCGAGGGUGUGGUAGGUCUCUCAUAAAAAUUGAAAUGCUCGAAGUGCUCACGGUAAAGAUCGAUCUUGACCGAGUUGUUAGCAAUAAAGCCGUCAUUCACAGUGUGGACAGGGCCAUUAAGUGUCUCGCUCUUACCUCUGACCUGGCGGAUAAUUUGGUAGUUUCCGAGUGUCACCAAUGUUUUAGGCCUGCUUUAUGGAGGUCGCUGUUCCAGGUUUAUAUUUUUGCCGGUCACCCCUAGCCGGCAUUGCUGUCAUUUUCCGGAGUUGGCAGAAUGAAUCAUCAUUAUGAGACCUGGCUCGAGCGGUUUGAGCAGACAACUGUAGGGUUCUUCCACUGAUCUAGUCAUUGUGGCGUCGCCGGGUAUAUCCAAAAAUUUUCUCAGUCGCCCCAUAGACCGAUGGCUUUGGUAAUGACCACUGGUUACCGCCUUCUCCGUCGGCUCAGGUCGUAAAACGGGUUAGGAUUUCUCUGCCCAGGGCCUCCGCAAUACUGGGCUGUUGAGGUUUGCCGAUAUCAAAGCGUCUUGUACGCGGCUUUUUGGGCGCAUUUGAGAGGCGAACUUCCAAGCGCGUGCGAACCAGAACAUGAUCUGACCAGUGUGCGUAACCAAUUUCAGACCAACGCAUCGAUCUAAUAUCGUGAGUUGAGAUGCGGGACCUUGAACCGACUAGAAUCUAACCGAUCUGACUGGCCGUAUGACCAUCGUUUAAGUACCGGGUCAGCACAUGUCUGUGGCGAUGCUGGAAGCACGUGUUGGUGACAAGCAGUCGGCUCUGAUCAGUAAAGCUCAGCAAUCUCUCGUCAUUGUCGCGUCGCGAACCAAGCCCAAAGUGACCAAUAAGGCGACUGAAGAGUCGCUACGUGCAGUUCGGUCAUUCCAGUCCCCGACGACAACCAGCAGCUGCAACUAAAAUCUUUAUCCCGAUUUUUGGCGGCUGAUGUUGUUUCUUACACGGAGACAACAAUGAUGUUCUUAAUUUGAAUGUUUGGUAACACAUAGGCCAUCUGGUCAUUGACUGGUUCCGAUGCAAGUAGUAAACCGUUCGUUUCUUGUGAGGGGACGAUGGCCAGAGAAUAGUCGUGUGGUACAGGGUGAAGUGGGAGUUGACUCCCGAUGUCUUUAUUUCUCUCGCGCCUAAGCCGGGAUUCGGACUUCAGACAGACAGCAGACAUUCACGUUGUGCUGAUAAAGACUGCGCGCCGUCGGACUUUGGGUACUGAGACCCAAGAACGUUCGCACAUUUAAGCAAUCAAUACCAAGACACCGUUCCUGAUUGAGUAGUCCAGCUCGCUUACUAUUCGCUCGCACCACUGGACCAGAGUUGCGGAACGCGCUGGUCCCCUCGGACGCCGUAGUACUAAAUGUAAUUCUGUAGUCAGGUAUUUUCCUGGGGUUUCUUGGGUACUAUGAGUUCAGACGGGUCCCCAACAGCCGCUGGGAUUAUUUGCUCGAGGUUGUCUCCUCUAGCGUUUUGAUCCAAGAAUCUAAACACAAGGCAGCAGGGGCAAGCGGACCUAUCUACUUAAUGACGAUAAUGGAUGCGUCGGGUAGCCAGCAGCUGAGACGUAGGGCUGUCCAGUUGUAGGUCCACGUGAAGAAGAAGGUAGCUUUACUUGCUCCCAGGUGUUGACUCCGACCGGCGUCCAUUAACUGGCACCCAACUCUCACUCUGGCAGCCUGGGGUGUUUGUUCCCUUUUAGAUAAUCCGAGGAGCAACCGACCGUAACGGAGGCCGACUCAAGUUGCUCGAGAACUGGCGCGCCACAAAGUAGACAUCGUUGUCCUCAGCGAGACCCGUUUCCCGCACAUUGCCAAAUGAAGGAUGUGGGUACCGGCUACACCUUCUAAAGCCGCCGGCCCAAGGCAGAGUGACGAAAUGUGGGCGUCGCCUUUGCCAUCCGAAACGACAUCGCGGGACGCAUACCCUGUCUGCCGCAGGGCAUCAACGAUCGUCUGGUGAGCCUCCGCCCGCCUCUCUGGGGAGGUAAAUUGGCCACCAUCAUUAGCGCCUACGCCCCAACAACGACCGGCUCAGACGAGGCGAAGACAAAGUUCUACGAAGACCUGCAAGCCCUCCUGACAUCUAUGCCGAGGGCGGAUAAGUUGAUUAACCUUGGUGACAUCAAUGCACGCGUCGGGAUAGACCGUGCUGCCUGAGGGAGUGCUGGGCUCUCAUAGAAUAGCCAGCUGUAACGACAAUGGCCGCCUUCUCCUACGGACGUGCGCUGAAUACUGCUCCCUGCUGACCAACACAUUACUUCGCCUCCCAAUGCGGAGGAAGGCCACCGCGGCGAUGGCAGCUGCUGGACUAUGUUCUCGUUCGGUGGCCAGAUCGACAGGACGUUAUGGUGACUAAGGCGAUCAGAGACGCCGAUGGCUAGACGAACUACCGCCUCUUCAUCUCCAAGAUGAAGCUCUGUCUGCAAGCCCGCAGGAAGCCACAAGGUAAGUGACCCCCAGGUAUACUGAAUACUGCUUUGUUGUCUUGGCUUGCUCACCGUUUGCAUUUCAGCAAUCAACUGAUCCAGCGACUGGACGACCUGACAGUUGCAGAUAAAAACGCCUCCGUGGAGACUCGAUGGUGUUAAGUACGGGACCCUCCCAACUCCUGCGUCGACCACAGCGAAAAGUUCCGCCAACAGCCGCCCCAUCUGCCCCCGCAUGAGCCUGUUGGGCCACAUGCGCAUUCAAGAGAGCCCGCAGUAGACAACCGCCGGCUAUACCGCACCAGUACAUCUCCCAUCACCAUCUACAUAACACGUCCACAUCACCCAUCGACACACAACGUAAGCACUAAAUUGACACUACUCACUUAAGUGGAAGGUGUGAUUCGCAGUUCCUUCUCAAUGUGGCUGUAUGCUGCAUGGUCUGAGCCUGAGACUAUUACGAGGCGCCAAGCUGCCGAUUGACACCUCAACUCAGUCCACGCAGUCUCCCUAAUUAUUUGUGUUCGUGUGGAGUGACGGACUGGUGAGCUGAGUGACAGGCUGCAAAGGCCUCUUAACGUGACUUAUAGCACUCUCACGCUGUGAGGUGUGUGUGUGUAUAUGGGUAAUGCCUCUCAGCCGAUGACUGGUUGGUUACGCAGCCUUUGAUGGGUGACGGCUCAGGCUAGAUGCAGACAGCUGAGCUUCGCUGGUCAGAACCGACUGCUUGUCAUCAACACGUGCUCCCAGCAUCGCAAAAAAUCUGCCGACCUGGUAUUCAGACGACUGUUAUACAACCAGUCAGAUUUACUACAUACUAGUUAGCUCAAGGUUCCGCAGCUGGGUUCACGAUAGAAGAUCGUUGCGUGGUGCCGAGACUGGUAACGCCCAUGGGUCGCACCAUGUCCUCGUUCGUGCACGCUUGAAUGUCCACCUCUCAUCCGCUCCAAAAAUGCCACGUCGUAAACGCCUCGAUGACGCAAAAAUCCGGCAAACCAGCACUGCUGAGCCCCUGGGUAGAUAAAUCCGGUGCUUUUUACGACGUGAGUCGACAGAGAAGGCAGUAACCAGUGGUCGUCACUAAAAACGUCAGUCUAUGGGGCAGCCGAGAGAAUCCUUGGAUAUAUCCAGCGACGCCGCAGUGACUGGUUCACCUGAAGAACCCUGUAGUUGUCUGCUCAGGCGGCUCGAGCCAAGUCCCGUAAUGAUGAUUCCUUCCGCCAACUUCAGACGACGGCAAAGUCGGCCAGAGAUGACCGGAAGCAAUAUCGGGCCGAAAUAGCGACCUCAACGGAAAAGACUUCCAACGUUGGCGACAUUCGAGAAAUAUGCCAAAUUAUCCGCCAAGUUAGUGGUAAGUCCUCUGCACUGAAUGACUCAGUUCGCGACGUGCAUGGCGGCUUUAUCGCUGAAAAAUCAGCCACAGUCGAGCGUCUGCGUGAGCAUUUCGAGCACCAUCUCAGAUUCGAUACCUAACUCACCACACCCUUGUCCUUCCCUGCAGCGGAGUUCCUUCCAUCUCCAAACUAUGCGGCGCCAUGCGACCCCACUUCUGAAGGAGAGUUCGCUGAUGCCAUACGAGAGAUACGCAGCAACAAAGCACUUGGAGAGGACGGUAGACCAGCUGACGUCUACAAGGCUUGUGUCGACACUGGCGCCCUUGCUUCAUGA
Molecule: messenger RNA, 6073 nt
Organism: Spirometra erinaceieuropaei
Lineage: Eukaryota; Metazoa; Platyhelminthes; Cestoda; Diphyllobothriidea; Diphyllobothriidae
Source: the annotation of a GenBank genome assembly